This is a messenger RNA of Penaeus vannamei (Pacific white shrimp), 5279 nucleotides long. RefSeq names its product phosphatidylinositol 3-kinase regulatory subunit alpha (gene Pi3K21B). NCBI's taxonomy places the organism in Eukaryota, Metazoa, Arthropoda, Malacostraca, Decapoda, Penaeidae. Gene Ontology annotation, molecular function: protein binding; GTPase activator activity. The record is from RefSeq and is a predicted model, not a curated record. Gene Ontology annotation, biological process: regulation of GTPase activity; signal transduction.
AUCGGUGCUCGACAGUCGGCCCGCAACCAUACUGACGUGAAGACGUAGCACCGCGACCGCCGGCGCCCUCAACAUGACAUUCACUUAGAUUAAUUUCGCAUUUAAUUGCUGUAUCCGUACAGCGGUUUAGUUAACCUUAUUUGAUAAGGCAUUUAUAGUUUAGCGACCAUCCGUUAAAUUCAGCUGAAAGCUGCAACGUUUAUUGUGAUAUGAAAAUAAGGUCAUGAACAUGUUAUCCACUAGCUGUGUGAUUUGGCAGUAUUGGUAAAUGUUAUUGACGUGUGUGAAUAUGUCUACAUGUGUUCGUGAAUGAAUAUGUCGAGUGGAAAUAACGGCAACAUGCUCGACACUGGCCUCCUGUACGAGGCGAUGAAGGCGCGCCCCAUACCCUGCCCGCCCGUGCAACACGCCCACUCGGGGGCAAGCUCCACCACCCACGGCAGCUCUCCGCCAUCCACGAUGUCCGCCUCGCCCACCACCACGACUGCCAUGGGCGUUUACGACACCGAAAACAACCUCAAUAAGAGUGGCGGCCAGGACAAGGGGUACACAGACAAACACGUGCUCAAUAUCGACAAGGAGAACUAUAUGCUCAAGUGUGGGCCCCCGCCCACGCCCAUAUGCCUCCGGACUCCCUCAGCUCCCACGCCCACAGACCAAAUCUUAUUUAAUGUGACCACCUCCUCCGAGUGCCGCAGUAGCGUGUUAACGUGUUUGUACCGCCCACAGUCGUGCGGGGGCUCGUCUGUGAGUGGGGGCUGUGGCUCCCUGGUGUCCUAUACCACGGCCGGGGGAUCGCACAGCCACAGCAACGGCACCAGUCCAAGUCACCAUAAUGUGUCUCACACUGUGUCCUCCCUCUUGCCCCUCUUAGAGUGCCGCGCCUGCUUCCACAACGUGUGUACACCUUUCUCGGUCACCCAUUCCUGUGCCCGCCCGCACGAUACCCUGCCGCCGCCCACGCUCACCAGAGAUGUGCCGAUCAGCCAAUGGUCGUCAAGCAAUGUGGUGGAUUGGAUGGCCACGUUGAACCUUGCGCCUUACACGGAGCUGUUUAAGGCCAAGGAUAUCAAAGGGACAGACUUGCUCACAUUAGACAGAGACAAACUUGGGACUAUGGGUAUCAAGGAUGAAUUUCACCAGAAAGCAAUUCUGGUGUGCAUCGACCAGCUUCAGAAUGAAUGUUCUGACGGUCUGUGCAUCGGGGAUAGCGGCACUCCGUCAGCUGUCGGAGGAGGCGACUGCAACACCCCGGCCUCACAUCAUAACCUGCGGAACCACUCCUUCCAUGACCUCCAUCGGUGUGACAAGUGCGGACGCUUUCUGAGAGGCUUCAUCCAUCAGGGACAGUUUUGCCAGGACUGUGGUUUAAUCGCCCACCGCACGUGUGCUGCCACGGGGCUACCUCCUUGUGUAAGACAAUCCUCCAAGUACUUCCGGCGUAUCUUGCUCUCCUCCGUGUUUGGGUUGAGUCUCUGCACCCAGUUUAAUCCUAAGGACAGUCCUGCCCCACUCUUGCUCGUACGGUGUUGCCAAGAUAUCGUUUUCCGUGCAAAGAGUGAUCCUCACCAGGACUCCUAUCGCCUGUACCGCACACCGCCCCAGCAGGAAACUCUUGCUCGACUUCGUCAGGAAUGUGAUGAAGAUAUGUGCAAUGUUGACCUAAGUGCAUAUGAACCCCACGUAAUUGCGUACCUGAUAAAGCGGUAUCUCCGUGAACUCCCUGACCCAGUGAUUCCAGAAUCGUUUUAUGAUCGCUUUAUUGAAGCAGCACGAAUUCAAAAUGAUGACCAGUGUGCAAAAUGCAUGACACAGUUGAUCAAGGAACUCAACCCUCACCAUUCUUACACCCUACAGUUUUUGAUGAACCACUUCCUCCAGUUGUGUCAGCUCCAGGUUGCACGUGGUAUUUUGGACCCUCCAACUCUUCUUAUUCAGUCUCUAUGCCAUGUACUUCUCAGGCCACCAUGGGAAAAGAUUGUGGAAUUGGCCCGUAACACAGAGGCACACAUGCGAAUUGUUGACAUACUUUUGUUGAAAGUGGAUUGGGGAGAAAGAGUACCAGUGUUCGCAGAUCCUCCAGCUUUGCCUCCUCGUCCAAGGAUUUCUCACAGUAUGGGAGAAGAGGGUGGAAGUCCUCCAUCUCCACCCACUGGCAGUAGCUUAGGUAUGCUUCCUUUUGGCACUGGACACUCAAACAUCCCAUCUACUGCACCAAAAUCUCUACAGGAUGCGGAAUGGUAUUGGGGUACCAUAACAAGGGAAAAUGUGAAUGUACUCAUGAAGGACACCAAGGAUGGCACAUUCUUGGUUCGAGAUGCAUCCACUGGAAACAAUGAAUACACACUUACUCUUAGGAAAGGAGGCUGCAACAAGCUAAUCAAAAUAUGCCAUCGCAAUGGAACCUUUGGUUUCACGGAACCCUACAGUUUCAAUUCAGUUGUGGAAUUGAUUGAGAAUUUCCGCCAGCAAGACCUUAGUCAGUUCAAUAAGGCACUUGACAUCAAGCUGCUCCACCCAGUAAGUCGCUUCCACUGUGAAGAAGCCGAGGGAGCAAGAAUGAGAGUGGAAGACAUUCUUGGACGACUUUCAGACCUCAACAAGCAGUACCUCUCAAAGACCUCUCAAUACAAUAGUGCAUAUGAGAAGCAGGUGGCUUUAGCACAAAAUAUGCAGAUGAGUCGCCAAGCCCUUGAUAGCUAUGAUGAAACCAUUUUGUGGAUUGAAGACCACUUAAAACUCCAUGAAAAGUUCAGAAUGGAAGCACAGCCCCAUGAGAUUAAUGAUUUGUUGAAUAACAGAGGGGUACUGAUUGACCGCCUAGAACAGGUCAAAGAUGCUCGGAAUCAGCAUGACAUUAGCCUCGCUGCAAUAAAGAGAGAUUGCCAAGCAGUUGAACGUCAGUGCACUGGUCUGAAGUUAGAUGUUAUGAAACUUGGGAAGCAGAUGGACAAGCUGAAAAAUCUGCUGCUUUCUCGAGGUCUUUCAGCAGACAUGAUGGAUCAGUGGCUGGAACAGGCAGAUCCUUCUCAGCCCCAUCAACCAUCUCCAGAGUUGAGUAAUGAAUCCCUGUGGCGAUUUGAUGCUUGCUCUCGUGAAGAAGCUGUAAAUCUCCUGCAAGGCAAGAGUGAUGGUACCUUCCUUAUCAGAACAGCCCAGAAUGGAGGCUAUGCUCUCUCAAUAGCAUGCAGCAAGGAAGUGCAGCACUGCAGGAUUCAUCAGGGAGAACAUGGCUAUGGUUUUGCUGAACCGUUUCUCAUCUACCCAAGUCUUCGGGAUUUAGUCCUGCACUACUCUGAGAACUCCCUCCUUAUGCACAAUGACCUGCUCCACACAACUCUAAAAUAUCCAGCUCGCCUAGCCAGCUAGUGUUUGCAUCACAUUAAGUAGGGUAUGAACACCCUGUAGGAUAUUAAGAGUAUAAAAAGCUUAAAUAUUGUUAAUACAAUAUAACCAAAUUAAGACAGAGCUGAAAAUAUGCUGAUCCAAUGCCCUAAUUAGGGAGGUUGGGUAUGGGAUUCUGUGAAUGCCACAGCAAAGUUGAAACUCGGCAGAUAAGAGUGGAUCUUUUCUCAGGAAACCAGUGACUGUUGCCAGGAAUGACAUGGAUUGUCUAAGAUAUGCAUUCUGCUGAACAAAAGUGAUGGCUUUUCUUUGCAGAAAUUGCACAACAGGCUCUGGAAUUGGUCAAGUUGCACUUCUGCACAUGUUACAUCAUGGCUGAAGGCCAUUUUGUCCCUCCACGGCCGCCACCAGAUUUUAUUCAGUGCUAUACAGUGCAGUCAAACAGAUUUAAAUUAUUAUUAAGAAGAAUUAUGCAAUGUCAACUGAAUGAAUUUUGGUAGCAAUGUGGAGUUCCAUUUUUUACUCUGUGGUACAAAUUAGUUUCAGGACAAGCAAAGGCAAGUUGUUUUAAGUGACAUUGAUAGGUUGUCAUGUCCUGCAGAGUUUAGUAUUGAGUGAUCAAAGUACGGGUAGUACCCCUAUACAAAGAGGCUACCCAUGCAUAUGUUUUCGUAGUGGCCAAAGACAUUAAUCCAUUGCAAAUAUUUUGCUGUCAUUGCUUGAUAAAACCCCAUAACCUAUAUUGUUUUAAAAAUAGUUGAUAUUUUAAAGAAUAUUAACAUAUAUAGGCUACACAGAAUCUGUUAAUAUUUGAUACAAUGAAAUGUGCUGUGAAGAACUGUUUGCCUCUUUGUUUCCAAAGAUUGUCAAGAUCUCCUAUUCAGAAACAGACAAAUGUGUUGGACACGCAAACGUGUGUGACGUGAAGUGACAGACCUAAGAGAAGUUGCUGCAUUCCAGUUAUGACUGAACUGAGGACGUUCUGAAAGACCAUAUGUGACUCUUGAUUCAGGCGUUAAAAAAUUUUCAUGUGUGAUAUAAUCAUUAAUAAUGGAAAAAAAUAAAUGAACACGUAAGUGCUCUAGCUAGAGAUGAUGACUUGGAACAGAGGGGUAGCCAAGUCAACUCUAGUCCCUAGUAACCCUUAGCCACACACUACAUAGUCUUUAACUUCAUCAUAAAAAGUUUCAUCUCAUUAUUAUAUUUUUAAGGCUAGAGUUUCAUACAUUAUAUUGUUUGUAUCAUUGAAAUAUACUAUGUUGAAUUUAUUGUACUUAUUUUUUAUUUUAUUUUUUUCUUGUAUGUAUGUUCAGAAAUGUAGAUAUGAAUGCAUUUGCAUGUUGCUGUAUGACUGUGUACAGGUGUGCAUGUGUGUAUAUUUUUUUCUACACCUCAUUAUAUUUAUGAACCCUUCCACUAAAUAAUAAAUGUUGAUGGGUCAGCCAUGGACUAGUAAAUAUGUGAGCUUUGGUCACUGAAAUUUAUGAAUCUGAUCUGCAUUAGUGCUAGUCUUCAAAAGAUUUUUUUUUUGUUGUACAACAAACUACAUAGAGAUUGAAUUGUCAUUAUAUGAAGCUUUGUAUUUCUCACUAAGCAGUGAAAGAUGGCUGAUUUCUCAUAUUCACUUAGUCACCUCUCCUCCUCAUUACAUGCUGAAUAACCUGGUGUUGAUGAUGGCAGAUGCCAAAUUGAUAAGUGGAUAAAGUCAUUAAUGUUGUAUGCCAUAUGUCCGGUGAUUUAGGUUAUGUUAUGUUAAUGAGGUGAAGCCAGGUGGCUGCACAAUGUGAUAUUGUGGUGUGUGGCUUUGGGCAGUUGUGUGCCGAGGCAGGUAGUCAUGACUUGGCCACACAGCCACUACCCCGACCUGUCGCUUGUCACUUUUCCCUCCCAUGCUACGCAGGGAAAUAAAGUCUCAAUAAAGUGCUCUUUGGUCA